AUGGCUGAUCGACUAACAAACGCAGUAUUAUAUAUGAUUGCUGUUGAUAAUGCACCUCUAUCAAUAGUCGAAAAUGAUGGUUUUAAGCUACUGAUAAAAACAGCAGUUCCAUUAUAUAAUCUUCCUAGUAGGAAGACAAUCACAAAACUAAUGACUAUGAAAUAUGAAAUGCUCAAGAAGGAUGUCAAGGUACAUCUCAAAGAAGUUACAUCAUACACAAUAACCUGCGAUAAUUGGACGGACGUAAGCAAUCAAAGUUACAUUGGAAUAACAAUUCAUUAUGCGAUGCCCAACGGAAUACUGAAGAAUAGAUGUUUGGCAGUGGAACCAUUACAUGAAAGUCAUACAGCUACAUAUCUAUCAGAAAUUCUACUUUCCAUACUCGAUUCCUUCGAAUUAAAUCGAGAGAACGCGACAGCCAUUGUCUCUGAUAGUGCAGCAAAUAUAAAAAGAGCUGUGUACGAUUCGUUUGGUCGAGCCAAGCACUUAGCGUGUUUUGCUCACGUACUGUCACAUUUGAUUCCCGAUGUGAUGACUUCUAAUUCUAUUACAAAAGUGAGAAAUAUUGUCACUUUGGUAAAAAGAAGUGUCGUAGCUUCGGAUGAAUUAAAACGAUUACAAGUUCGCGACGGAAAAACUGCAUCAACAGCUCUCAAAUUCAUCCAAGACGUUCCAACUCGAUGGAAUUCAACUUUAUACAUGCUGGAGAGAUUCCUCAUUCUCGAGGAAUAUGUUUAUCCUGUAACUCUCAAAUGUCGAAAUAUUCCAGAGAUGCUAACACGUUAUGAAAUUCAACUAUUGAAGAAUCUUAUUAGCUUGCUCACACCUGUCGAAAGGGUCAUUACGGAAAUAAGCGGCGAUUCAUAUCCAACGACGAGUGUCAUUAUACCAAUAAUACAUUGUAUGCAAGUAGCAAUAUGCUCUUGGGAACCAAAACAAUUGGAAGUCGAUAACAAUGUGACGGAAACAAGUAUACAGUUUAAGAAUCAUCUUCUGGCGCUAACAGAGCAAAAGUUUAAAGAUUUGGAAUUUAAUCCAAUCCUUGCAAUCUCAACUAUGUUGGAUCCGCGAUUCAAGAAACUACAUUUUCAAUCUGCACUGGCAGCAUCCUCAGCAAUUACAAGAAUUAACACCUUAAUGAAACCCAAUACAGUUUCUGAAAUGCCCAAUAGGGUUCCGACAAGAUCAUCAAAUAAUGAAUCAAGUAUAUGGGAAUAUCACGAUGAAAUGGUGACUAAAAAUAUUGAUUCGAUAAGCAACGACAAAGAAGGUCUCAAUCUUGAAUUACGACAGUAUCUUAAUCAACCAGUAAUUUCACGCUACGAAAAUCCUUUGAAACACUAG
This is a messenger RNA of Vollenhovia emeryi, 1344 nucleotides long. Its product is annotated as zinc finger BED domain-containing protein 1-like. The record is from RefSeq and is a predicted model, not a curated record. Bases 1 to 1344 code for a protein of 447 amino acids. The transcript has a single exon. Lineage: Eukaryota; Metazoa; Arthropoda; Insecta; Hymenoptera; Formicidae.